AUGCCCCCCAAACCACCCCCAACAGACCUCCCAACCUACUCCUUCCCCACCCCCAAAGCCCUAGAAACCUUCCUCGAAAAAUCCCACACCACAACCCCAGGCUUCUACCUCAAACUCGCCAAAAAGGCCUCCGGCAUCCAAUCCAUCACCGCCCCCGAAGCAGUCGAAACAGCCCUCUGCUUCGGCUGGAUCGACGGCCGCGCAAACACCCUCGACGAAAACUGGUGGCUAGUCCGAUACACGCCGCGCCGCGCGAAAAGUAUCUGGUCCCAGAAGAACGUGGCGACGGUUGCGCGGCUGGUGAGCGCUGGGCGAAUGCGGCCGGCUGGGUUGGCGGCUGUGGAUGCUGCGAAGGCUGAUGGACGGUGGGAGCGGGCUUAUGCGGGGCCGGCUAGUAUGAGUGUCCCGGAGGACUUUAGGGUGGCUUUGGAGAAGGUUGAUGGGGCGGGGGUGGUUUUUGAGGGGUUGAAGAGGAGUGAGCGGUAUGCGGUUUUGUGGAGGGUUGAGACUGCUUCGCCGAGUGCGAGGAAGCAGAGGAUUGAGGCGCUGGUGAAGAUGUUGGCGGAGGGGAGGGUACCGGGGGAUUCGACAAUUUCUUCGGGGAAGCGUAAGACUAAAGUGGAUGAGGGUGAUGGUGAGGUUAGUACGAGGAGGAAGAGUGCCAGGGUAGCAGCGAAGACUAAGUAA
Molecule: messenger RNA, 687 nt
Organism: Penicillium cataractarum
Lineage: Eukaryota; Fungi; Ascomycota; Eurotiomycetes; Eurotiales; Aspergillaceae
Product: YdeI/OmpD-associated family protein
Exons: 1
Coding region: 1-687 (228 amino acids)
Source: RefSeq, a predicted model, not a curated record